GACGACCACUUCCACUUCUUUUCAACUCAAUCACUGAAUGUUUACCCUUCAAAACGACUAGCAGAGAUCCCAGAUUAUCGAUUGGUUUUCACAUUGAACAACUUCAUUCCGAUAGUAUGCUAUACACUUAUGUGGUAUUCGUUGAAUCUGAUGGUGAAUGUGUACUGUUGGACGUCAUGGAAAGAAGGAUUUCGACGACGGCGACUUGUUAAUCUUACCACUUCUCUAGCUCAUUCCACGAUUUCUGGCGUAUUCCUGUUCGUGUAUUUCUGUCGGAAUACCCGUCUCAUGUUCGCUUCACCAUAUCAUUACUAUAGCUUUCUUGAACUACAGAUUAUUCUUAUUUCUAUGGGCUAUUUUAUCUAUGAUUCUCUUGAUAUGAUAUUCAAUGAAACUCUCAAUGUGAGCAGCGUCGUGUUAAUGAUCCAUCAUGUCUGCUCGAUAAUCUUCUUGACAGUGGUUUUGGCUUCACACAAAUUUCUUCUCUACGCCUACUGGGCCCUGAUGAUGGAGGUCUCAUCGAUAUUCCUACAUUGUCGUGGCAUACUGAAUCAGAGCAAAUUGUCGACUACUUCAAUGAUCAGCCUUUAUAAAGUGGUUUCUUACGUCAACAUUGUUCUGUUCGUUCCAUUCCGAUUUUUCACUCAAGCAUUCCUGAUGCUUUGGUCUUUCGUCAAUCUCUACAAUAUAAACUGGGUCUUCUUUACGAUGUCCAUGAUAUGCAACUUAUGUUUUCUUGCAACCAACUGCGCAUUAUUCCUUCGUCUUCUGCACAGCGACGGUUUUAUCUGCGACAAAGUGACGAGCGACAACCUUGGAGUGUUUGCAGAAGACGUUGAAUAUAAGCAAGUGGAAAAAGGAGAAUUACUUCAAGAUCAUGACGAUUAUGAUCGUAAUACUUAG
Messenger RNA from Haemonchus placei, 903 nucleotides. NCBI's taxonomy places the organism in Eukaryota, Metazoa, Nematoda, Chromadorea, Rhabditida, Trichostrongylidae. The record is from the annotation of a GenBank genome assembly.